AUGGAUGGAGAAGCGCAUGGCUCCCCCAGUGUCCGUCUGGGCCCCUGUUCAGCCACUUUGCAGUUCCCCUUGACAGCUGAGGCCCUUUGUGAUCUGAUUCACAGUGAGAUGGUGGCAUUUGAAGACCUGGUGGUGUAUUUCACCUUGGAGGAAUGGCAGACCAUGACCCCUGCACAGAAGAUCCUGUACAGGGAGGUGAUGCUGGAGAUCUACAGCAGCCUGCUCUCCUUGGGGUACUGCGUUACCAAACCUGAGCUGAUCUUCAAGUUGGAGCAAGGAGGAGAGCCAUGGAUAUUGGACGAAGACCUACAUCAGAGCCUUCCAGUUACCAUGAGAAGGGAUUGCCUAAUUAUGAACAACCAGGAAAACAAAGGCAAAAAUUUAAAUCAGGAUGUUAUAAAAUACAACAGGACAUCAACUCCGAAAAGUGUUGAAUUAAGAAAAACACUUAAUUCAAGUUCAAGCCAUAUGACAAAACUGAAGGGAAACUAUUCAGGAAUGAAACCUGUGCAAUGCAAUGUAUUUAAAAGUGUGCGUCUGCCCAGUGGAGCUGAUGAACUUGAAGCUGGAGGGAAAUUUGAUGCCAUUAAAGUACCUGGGAUCUCUCUCCAGUGCUGGGACCGUCUUAGUCAGCAGCACAAGAUUCCAUCUGUGAAGCAGACUUUGGAACAUAAUGAAGGGAAAGCCUUCAAUAGUAUGGAGAAAUUUUGUACAUCUGAGAAGGUUCAUAUGCUAGAGACCUGUAAUAAAUCGUCUGUCACUGUUGGAAAGGCAACUCAAAUAGAAAACAAAUUCCAUAAAAAUUCUAACCUCAGUAAGCACCAACACACCCACAAAAGAGAAAAACUUUGUGAGCAUAUUAGGUCUGGAGCAUCUGUCACUGACCAAUCACAUCUUGCAAUAAAUCAGAGACAACAAAAAGGGACAAAAUCCUAUGCGUGUAAACUUUAUGGAAAAUCAUUAAGUUGUAAAUCCUGCCAUUCCAUCCAUCACAGUGCUCACAUACAAGAAAACUUGCGUGUGAGUAAUGAAUGUGUCAAAACCACUUACCAGAAGUCAGAUCUCAUUAGACAUCAGAAAACUCACAGGCGGAGUAAACCUAAUGAAUGUAAUGAGUGUGGAAAAACCUUUCUCCAAAAAUCAGACCUUAUAAGACAUCAGAGAAUUCACUCAGGAGAGACACAUGAAUGUAUUGACUGUGGAAAAGCCUUUUCCCAGAAAACACCCCUCAUGGCACAUCAGAGAAUUCACAGAAGAGAGAAACCGCAUGAAUGUAACGACUGUGGAAAAACCUUUGGCUAUAAGUCACACCUCAGGGCACAUCAGAGAAUUCACACCGGAGAGAAACCUCAUGAAUGUACUGACUGUGGAAAAGCAUAUUCCCAGAAAUCACACCUCAUAGCACAUCAGAGAAGUCACACGGGAGAGAAACCUUAUAAAUGUAACGACUGUGGAAAAGCCUUUAGCUGUAAGUCAUAUCUCAUCGCACACCAGAGAAUUCACACAGGAGAGAAACCUUAUGAAUGUAAAGACUGUGGAAAAGCCUUUUCCCAGAGAUCAUACCUCAUAACACAUAAGAGAGUUCACACAAAAGAGAGACCCCAUGAAUGUAAUGACUGUGGAAAAGCCUUUGGCCAUAAGUCACACCUCAUCGCACACCAGAGAAUUCACACUGGAGAGAAACCUCAUGAAUGUACUGACUGUGGAAAAGCCUUUUCCCAGAAAUCACACCUCAUAGGACAUAAGAGAGUUCACACUGGAGAGAAACCUCAUGAAUGUAACGACUGUGGAAAAGCCUUUGGCUAUAAGUCACACCUCAUUGCACACCAGAGAAUCCACACAGGAGAGAAACCUCAUGAAUGUAAUGACUGUGGAAAAGCCUUUGCCCAGAAAUCACACCUCAUCAUACAUCAGAGAAUUCACACGGGGAUAAACGUCAUGGAUGUAAUGACUGUGGAAAAGCCUUUUUGCCAUAAUUCAUACCUCAUAGCACACCAGAGAGCACAUGCUGUCUUGCAGCUGUGA
Molecule: messenger RNA, 2025 nt
Organism: Lepus europaeus (European hare)
Lineage: Eukaryota; Metazoa; Chordata; Mammalia; Lagomorpha; Leporidae
Product: zinc finger protein 260-like
Exons: 6
Coding region: 1-2025 (674 amino acids)
Biological process (GO): regulation of DNA-templated transcription
Source: RefSeq, a predicted model, not a curated record